Anneissia japonica is the source of this 3210-nucleotide messenger RNA. RefSeq lists its product as uncharacterized. NCBI's taxonomy places the organism in Eukaryota, Metazoa, Echinodermata, Crinoidea, Comatulida, Comatulidae. The annotation marks the transcript as partial. The record is from RefSeq and is a predicted model, not a curated record. The transcript has a single exon.
AUGACAUAUUUGGAGGAACUAACUACGGGGGAGGCCAACAAGGUUGUUUGUGGUUUCAGUCAUCUUCCCAGUGAAAAAGCCUAUCAAGCGGCUAUGGAUCAACUUUCAGACAGAUAUGGUGACAACGAAGUCAUCGCAAGCACUUACAUAAAGAAAGCAUUAGAAUGGCCUACUAUUAGGCCAGGAGAACCAAAGGCUCUAGAUGAAUAUGCCUUAUUCCUAGUAGAAUGCAUGAAUGCAGCAGAGCAUGUAAAUGCAAGCAAAAUUUUGGAGUAUCCUGAACACUUGAAGAGGUUAAUGUUCAAACUACCAGUCUACCUACAUGACAGAUGGCGGAAUAUAGCAUUGAACCUAAAGGAAAACAAGAAGCCUGUCCUAUUCAGGGACUUUGUAAAAUUUGUGCAAAAGGAAGCUAAGAAGGUCAAUGACCCAAUAUUUGGAGCUGUAGGAAGGACAGCCACAGGAAUGGAAUCUCCGAGAAUGGAAGUGAAGCCUAAACGUACGACGGUCACCGUAAGACAAACUACUGUAGAAAGCGGUGUCAAUGGAGAAGGUGUCUUCAUGUGCCCCAUCCAUCAAGGAUCGCAUCCGUUUAUAAAAUGCAGAACAUUCCUAUCAAAGUCCGAUGCUGAAAGAAAGCAGUUUAUAAAGAAGCACAAGGUGUGUUUCAGAUGUCUGGCAUCUACGACUCAUUUCUCAAGGGAGUGUAAAGCCGAGAUCAAGUGUGGAGUUUGCAGUAGCCCCCGACACCUAGGAGUGAUGCAUAUCCAUAAUCGUGAACAACAGACAACUCAAAUUCCAGCACAAGCAAAUACCACUGCUACUACAAAACCUGUGACCAGCAACUGUAUGGAAAUAUGCAGAGAUGGAGUAGGACGUUCAUGUGCGAAAAUAUGUUUGGCCACUGUGUACAUGGCAAAGAAUCCUAACAAGAGAGCCAAAGUUUAUAUACUCAUUGAUGAUCAGAGCAACAAAUCAUUAGCAGAUACCAGAAUCUUUGAUGUGUUGGGAGUUUCUGGAGAAUGGUCAAACUACACCAUGAAGACAUGUAAUGGGGAAAGAGAAACCAAGGGAAGAAAUCUGAGUGGUCUUAUUGUGGAAUCUCUUGAUGGGGCGACCAAGAUAGAAGCACCAAGCUUGCUAGAAUGUGCGGAAAUCCCAGGAAAUAUGUCGGAGAUUGCUACACCAGAGGUAGCAAUGGCCUUUCCUCACUUGAAGUCCAUAGCAGGACAGAUCCCACCUUUGAAUAAGGGUAGUGAUGUGCUGCUGUUGUUAGGACGUGAUGUCCCGCAAGUACAUAAGGUUAGAGAGACACGCAAUGGGCCCAACAAUGCACCAUGGGCUCAGAGGCUGGAUCUGGGAUGGGUAGUUGUUGGAGAAGUUUGUCUUAAUGGAGUUCAUAGGCCAAAAACUAUCUCUACACUUCGCACACAGGUACUCAUAACUGGUAGGCCCACAACUUUACAACCGUGUCCGAAUACAUUUCAAAUCCAUACAUUAUUUGAUGACAAAGAUGAUUUCCUCAGUCUGUCAGUUGAAGAAAGAAAGUUUCUUGAAAUCAUGGAGAAGGAAGGCGGACUUCGGGAUGGCAAGUGGACAGCACCGCUGCCUUUCAAGAAGCCAAGAGAACGUCUCCCAAAUAAUAGAGAGCAAGCAUGGUCGCGAGCUCAAAUACUCAGGAAAAGCAUGGACAGAAAUCCUCUUAAAAAACAACACAUGCUUGAUUUCAUGGAUGGAGUUAUCAAUAAAGGGCAUGCAGAAGUUGCUCCUCCAUUGAAGAAUGAUGAAGAAUGCUGGUUUUUACCGUUGUUUGGUGUGUACCACCCAAAAAAGAAAGACAAGAUAAGGGGAGUCUUUGAUUCUUUGGCCACAUUUUGUGGUUUGUCACUAAACAAGGUGCUUCUUAAAGGACCUGACUUCAACAAUGACUUAGUUGGUGUGUUAAUGCGCUUUAGGAAACAAGCUGUUGCAGUAUCUGCGGAUGUAGAAUCCAUGUUUUAUUGCUUUGAAGUCGCAGAAAAGCAUAGGAACUUUUUGCGUUUUUUCUGGUAUGCAGAUAAUGACUACGAUAAGCCGCUAAUAGACUACAGAAUGAGGAAACAUGUUUUCGGAAACAGCCCAUCCCCAGCCGUCGCAUGCUUUGGACUAAGGGACGUGGUAAAGGAUUCUGAACCAGAUGUUAGAGAGUUUGUCAACAGGCAUUUUUACGUUGAUGAUGGCCUUGUUUCAUGUAAGGAUUCAGAGUCUGCAAUAUCAUUACUGAAACGAACUAAGCAGGUGCUGAUGCAGCAAGCACAGAUUAACCUUCACAAGAUUGCCUCUAAUUCCCAAAUGGUGUUGGAUGCAUUUGCACCAGGGGAAAUUGUCCAGGGUGUUAGAGAUUUCAACAUUGGUGAGGAAGAUGUACCUUUGCAAAGGACACUGGGUGUGCAGUGGCGUUUAGGAGACGACAUGUUUACCUUUAACAUAGAUUUAGGCGAGAAGCCAUAUACAAAACGAGGUAUGUUGUCCACUAUCAAUGGAGUGUUUGAUCCUUUGGGAUUUGUGGCUCCCGUGACGAUUCAAGCAAAGGUACUAUUUCGCAAAAUGAUCACCUCACCUACAGACUGGGAUGAAGAGUUGCCGGGUUGUUACCUUCAAGAAUGGAAAUCUUGGAAAAAUGAUUUAAAAGAACUACAAAACGUUUCAGUACCACGUGCAUACCCACUUACCUUUGGUGAAAUGGUUGGACUUCAUGUGUUUUGCGACGCAUCGGAAGUAGCAGUUGCCGCCGUAGCCUACUUGGUCAGUAAAGAGGGUGAACAGAGACACACAAGUUUUGUCUUUGGUAAGUCGAGGUUAGCACCGAAAGCGGGACACACAAUCCCUAGACUGGAGCUGUGUGCAGCCGUAUUGGCUAUAGAGAUAGCAAAAGUAAUCUGUGCUGAAGUCGAUAUACCUUCUCAGGAGGUGACCUAUCAUUCGGACAGCAAGAUAGUCUUAGGAUACCUAAACAACACAACUAGGCGUUUUCAUACAUACGUAGCAAACAGGGUGUUUAAAAUCUUGCAAUUUUCUAAUCCCCAUCAAUGGAAGUACGUUCAUACAAGCAAGAACCCUGCAGACCAUGGGACACGCCAGGUAGCUGCACGAAACAUGAAAGAUUGUCCAUGGCUUAAAGGUCCUCAUUGUUCAGUAUUCAACGUAGAUGUACCAGAAUGGUUUCCCUUG